UUAUAAAAGAUAUUAAUAGUGAUGAAGUUGCAGAAAGUAUCUCAUCUAUGAUGGUUGCACCUAUUGAUAUUCCGGAGUAUGCUAAUGUUAAUGAUCUUGACAAUCCUGAUGAUGAUGCCCAUUCUUAUGUAGAAGAGAAUUGGCACUUAUUUGAGCAAGCG
Ambispora leptoticha is the source of this 161-nucleotide messenger RNA. NCBI's taxonomy places the organism in Eukaryota, Fungi, Glomeromycota, Glomeromycetes, Archaeosporales, Ambisporaceae. The record is from the annotation of a GenBank genome assembly.